AUGGAUAUCGGUGGUGUGGAUACUGCGCGAGACGUGCAGCGUCUGGAGCGGCUCUCUUACGACGAUGAUGACGAAGGAUUGCCGCUCCGAUCUGGUGACAUUCCAAACUUGUACCAUUGGCGUCACAUUGGGUUGUUAGUGCAGUAUGCAGCUGUAGGCUUACUGUACGGCGGACUGCCACGGACGGUGUAUCCGCUCCUGAAUAAUUUUCUGCACAUGAACGGCUACCAAACGCUAUCCGCGCGUGUGUUGCUGUCCUUGCCAUGGUCGUUCAAAGUGCUGAUUGGAGUUGUGUCCGACUGUUUCCCUAUUUUUCGCUCUCGUCGUCGCGCAUACAUGGUCAUUGGAUGGAUCAUUUGCUCUACCAUGCUGCUUAUUCUUGUCUUCGUAAAGCAAGCACCUCCGUACUAUAUUGACUCAACAUUGCGAGGUAAAGAUCUCACAAAGAAAUCUCCUGCUCAACUACAAGGUCGAGUGAAUUUGCAGGCACCGGAUUCGGGUUCCCUUUACAUUGUACUCAUGAUGUUGGCUAGCUUUGGGUAUAUGAUCGCUGAUGUGGCAUCUGACGGGCUCGUGGUGGAAUUUGCUCAACGUGAGCCAGAAAACAUACGCGGGAACAUUCAAUCGACAGUUUAUCUUGUACGCAGCAUUGCGAUGAUUCUAGCAGCACUACUAGUUGGCUUCGGCUUGAAUGGCGAAGAUUAUGGUGGAUCGUUUUCUUGGUCAUUCUCAGUGAGUCAAUUAAUGCUGAUCUUCUCGCUGCUGAGUCUGGUGGCGAUCCCUGCAGCGGUGUGGCUAGUGCAAGAACCAGCACUUGGAGAUCACAUACCGCAAUUUGGCGAGUACAUGCGCAGCUUGUGGAUUUUAAUUCAAAACUCAGCCAUGGUACAGGUCUUGGCCUAUCGAUUCUUCAGUGGCAUCUUUGACGGCUUCACAGUCACGGCAGGCGACCCGAUUCAGCGCUAUUGGGCUCGCGUCCAUCCGCUCAAUGAGAGCUUGUUCUCUGUGCUUGGACUUGUCGUUUUCAGCGCAGCUCUGUAUGUGACAAAGAGCUUCGGUCUUGGUUGGAGCUGGCAUCGCGUUAUCGCUUGGACGACCGUGUCAGUGAUUGCUCUGGAUGCCAUCGUGGGGAUGCUGACAAUUUGGGACGUAGUCCGGAGUCAGUGGUUCUGGUUAGGCACACCGAUCUUGGAGGAACUACCGCAAGCUAUGAACUUCCUCGUAUCUACUUUUGUUGUCGUCGAGCUAGCUGAGCUUGGCAACGAAGCUGCUGUGUAUGGUCUAUUGACGACGGUGAGCAAUCUGUCGAGUCCAUUCGCCUCGUGUAUCGCCAAGAAUGUUAAUGCACUCUUUGAUGUGGGGGUGGCUGACAUCAUCCGCGACUCAAAUCAUGUUCGCUGGCACGUUACAUGGACAUUUGUAAUUGCGUAUAUCAUGAAGGUGCUGUCACUGGCGUGGUUGCCAUUGCUCCCUCGUCAGAAGCGCGAGACUCAAGCUCUCAAACGCCGUUCUCGACAGUGGUUUUGGGGAGGCGUCGCAGUUGUCUUUAUCUUCUCCUUCGCUCUGCUCUGGUCCGUCACAACGAAUCUUCUCUCAGUCUUCCCGAGUACUGCCUGUCUCGUUCUUGCCGGCGGUUCCGGGUGCAAGUAG
Messenger RNA from Phytophthora infestans T30-4, 1650 nucleotides. RefSeq lists its product as uncharacterized. The record is from RefSeq and is a predicted model, not a curated record. The transcript is spliced from 2 exons. The coding region runs from base 1 to 1650 and encodes 549 amino acids. NCBI's taxonomy places the organism in Eukaryota, Oomycota, Peronosporomycetes, Peronosporales, Peronosporaceae.